Messenger RNA from Aspergillus alliaceus, 3680 nucleotides. RefSeq names its product vacuolar protein sorting-associated protein 54. Lineage: Eukaryota; Fungi; Ascomycota; Eurotiomycetes; Eurotiales; Aspergillaceae. The record is from RefSeq and is a predicted model, not a curated record. Gene Ontology annotation, molecular function: syntaxin binding. Gene Ontology annotation, biological process: retrograde transport, endosome to Golgi; Golgi to vacuole transport. The transcript is spliced from 3 exons. Gene Ontology annotation, cellular component: GARP complex. The coding region runs from base 223 to 3480 and encodes 1085 amino acids.
GAUUACUUGUGCUUGUGCCGCUGGUGACGUUGGACCCUAAGCGAACUCCUAUUUGAAGCCUCGUUCGGAUACCAAGAUCCUUGUAGCGGGAAUUCAUUGGAGGAACGCCUGUGCUCGGUCCCACCGGACUAUUCUACAGCUGUCCUCUUGUCAUGUGGAGAUAACGUCGUCCAAAAUAGCACGGUGGCCGUUGGAGUCGCCAAACAACUUUGACAUCACGAGAUGUCCUCUGCGAGCCCCCGGAAGUCGAUUGACAGCCUAGCUUCAGGUGCAUCCACACCUUCGUUAUCUCAGUAUUCUCUCAAUCAGCUCGAGUCUCCCCGCGUUCCGCCCCAGAGGUACCCCCUGAGACGAGGGUCGACGGCAAGCUCGAUCGUUAGCAUUGGAGGAAUUCUCGACUCUUCCGGUCGCCAUGGGUCAAUAGCAGAGUCAGGUCAAAAUGCCAUCUCUACUCUCCUACAACCUCCGAUUGUUCGCACUGGUCUUGUUCCCCACACUGCUGCACCGUCUAGUGGGUAUAGGCCUCCGAGUUCCCGCGACAUUCCUCCGGUUACGUUGACAAAUAUACCUCGUGUGGAGGCUAAGGUCUUCGAGCCGUACUUAUCUCAGGUUGGAUCGCUGUAUGAUGUAUUCCAGCAGGCAAAAGAAAGCGCCGGAGAUCAAGAGUCGCAGCUGGCGCGAGAAGGAGGAAAGACUACGCCCAACUCACCCAAAUCGGAGGAGAAUGAAUUUCUGUCGUCACAAUGGUCUACGGAGCGGCGGGCCUCGACGUUAUCAGUUAAUCCCCGUGCAAGCUCUCCUUUCGACACUCGCGGGCGGAGGCGGUCAUCGUACGCUGGCCGUGGCCGUGGACAUGCCGUGACUCCUCUUUCUACUAUUCCUCAGGUGUACUUCGAUGACGACUUUCACCUCGAGAAUCCGCGAACGUUCGAUGUGGUAUCAGAGAAGUCUGAAGUUGUUACCCCGCCAAAGUCGCAAAAUGGAACCGCUACCGGGCCGGCACAAACGGGGAGAAAGGCGCUUGCUACAAAUGCGAUAUUGCAAGAAAAGCUUUCUUGGUAUAUGGAUACCGUAGAAAUACACCUGAUCUCGUCAAUCUCAACGGCUUCCAAAUCUUUCUUCACUGCUCUCGGCUCGCUCCGCGAGCUGCAUUCCGAGGCUGCCGAUUCGGUAAAGCGGAUACAGGUGCUGCGGAAGGACCUUCAGAAGAUUGAUCGUGACAUGGCACUCGGCGGCUUGAAAAUCGUGAACCUCCGACGGCGGAGGGAAAACGUUAGACUGUUGGCCGAUGCCGUAUCCCAGCUACGAGAAGUGGUCCAAUCAGUGUCUCGGUGCGAAGAACUGGUCGAGAAUGGGGAUAUUGAAGAGGCUGCGGGUAGUCUUGAAGAGGUGGAGAGGUUGAUGGCUGGAGAGAAUGUUUCCGAUACUCUAAGGGAGGAUUCACAGGAGCAGCCGAGAAACGCCAUUGAUCUUAGGAAGCUCAAAGCUCUUGAGGGUGCGUCCGAUGAUUUGGCCCAGUUAAGAACUCGAAUUGGCAUGGGGUAUGAAACCCGCUUCUUGGAUGAUCUUCUUGGUGAUUUAAGACACCACGUAGAACACGUGCCCCUGGAAGCGACGUUGCAGCGCUGGGGCUCUUCAUUUCAACGGCAACGUGGGGUGCAACGCUCAGGUGCUACCUCUUCUUCUCCCGUCUAUAUGGCAUUUGAUGAUCAGCUGAGGUCGAGACUGCAUACGCAGCUGACUGGACUUGCACGAGCACACCAUACAACUGCGGCAGCAACGUCCUUCAAGACAGCGGUGUUGCGGGAAAUGAAAGGCUUAAUUCGCAAGCACAUGCCUAGCUCGAGUGAUGAUGAUAAUGAGUCUAUGGUGUCUGUCUCCACUCAUCGGUCCUCCCAACUCAGUCAGCAGGAAAAGUCAUCAAUCCUUGCUCGUAACCUCCGUUCUCUGGACGCAGAGGACGCUUAUACUAUGCUCGCCCGCGUAUAUACUGGCAUCAGUGAGUCCUUACGGAGGCUUAGUGUCCAGGUCAAGGUCCUUCUGGAUAUUGCUAGUGGAUUAGGGAACCCUUCGAGCACUGUUUUGAAGUCCUCGAGAAGUCCCAGUUCACCGAAUGUAGACAAUGCGGCGGCGUUCGCAGCGGGCCCACAGAGUGCGGCAACAGCAAUGGCCCAGGAUGAGAUUUUGCAGGUUUUGGAUAUGUCUAGUCUUCUCGGUCAGGCUGUUGAUAUCGCCCAGUCUCAGGUGAACAAGGUUCUGAAAGUUCGGUCCGAGCAAACCUCUCAUUUGCCGAAGGAGCAAUUCCUGAAAUACUUUACCCUAAACCGACUCUUCGCCGACGAGUGCGAGGCAAUCUCCGGUAGAAGUGGUACUGCGCUGAAAAACCUCGUUGGUAAUCAAAUCCGAGACUAUAUCUCACGAUUUGGCGAUAAACAGAGACAUAGUCUUGUUGAGGUUAUGGACUCAGACCGAUGGGAUGCAAGGGAUUUCGGAGAGUCGGAAACCACAAUUCUAAGCCGUAUCCUCGAUGCCAGCACUAAAGACAUUGAGGCCUGGGUAGAUGCCUCGAAGAUUUGGCAGAGUAAAUCUGAAGACAAUGAAUCGGAGAAUGCCAGCAACGGAAAUGGAAAGGACAAGGUGCGAUCUGCGGUGAUUGACGAGCAAAAGUACAUCCUCUCGGAAUCCGCGCUGGCCAUGAUGAGGAGCAUCGAAGAAUUCCUGUUCCUCAUGGCAAAUAUUCCCAGCAUGAUUCAAGAUAUUGCACCUGGCCUUUUGGAGUCGUUGAAACUAUUCAAUUCACGAUCCUCUCAACUGAUCCUUGGUGCGGGAGCUACCCGAAGUGCUGGCUUAAAGAACAUUACCACGAAGCAUCUCGCGUUGUCCUCGCAAGCUCUGAGCUUUAUCAUCGCGCUGGUGCCUUAUAUUCGAGAAUUUGUCCGUCGACACGCACCUUCUAGUUCACUAAUGGGCGAAUUCGACAAAGUGAAGAGGCUGUAUCAGGAACACCAAUCCGGCAUUCACGAGAAGUUGGUCGACAUUAUGAGCUCGCGGUCUUCUAUGCAUGUCAACUCCAUGAAAAAGAUUGAUUGGGACGCUUCGGGGUCUAGCUCGGUCAAUUCGUAUAUGGAGACCCUUGCAAAGGAAACGGGUACACUGCAUCGUGUGCUCAGCAAACAUCUGCCGGACAUGACCGUGUCGAUGAUCAUGGAUCCCGUGUUCAACAGCUACCGGGAACAGUGGACCAAAGCGUUUGACGCGGUGGUCAUUCACACCGACAAUGGAAAGCAAAGAUUACAGCGGGAUGCAGAGUACCUCCAAUCGAAACUGAGCAAAAUCGACGGCUUCGGAGACCUGGGCGAGCGGCUUCUCGAGCUAGCGAAACAAAAGACCCCAACAGCAGAAGCCAAGGAAAAUGGCUCCAACGGGGCCGACCGAAACAGCUCAGAGACCAGCAACGGCGAGAAGAGUCCCCAAGCAUAAACAAUGGUUAUAUAUACGUGGAUGUCUCGACCUUGACGACCACAUAGUAUACAUUCUUCUCGCUUGGAUGUACCUGAGAUACCAUCACAUCUUGUCAAAGGCAAAAAGAAUUGUACAGCGAUUUAGCGACUUUUGGCCACUACUAGCCACUUUUUCAAAUACCUGUUUAUUUUCCCGGAUCGCACGGCAUCCAACAUAUA